Mytilus trossulus (common blue mussel) is the source of this 1726-nucleotide messenger RNA. RefSeq lists its product as uncharacterized. Gene Ontology annotation, biological process: base-excision repair. The transcript has 3 exons. Gene Ontology annotation, molecular function: alkylbase DNA N-glycosylase activity; DNA binding. The coding region runs from base 131 to 961 and encodes 276 amino acids. The record is from RefSeq and is a predicted model, not a curated record. NCBI's taxonomy places the organism in Eukaryota, Metazoa, Mollusca, Bivalvia, Mytilida, Mytilidae.
GUGAAAUGUAAUAGAGAGCAACGGUUGCUUGUGGAACGAUAUGUAAGAAACAGUAUAAAGUAAACUAAUGUCUAUUUAGCAUAUUUUUAAAGUUCAAGAACAGAUUAUUGAAGACAAUAGACAGUUCAUUAUGUCUACAACAAAGAGGUCCGCCAGAAAAAGUUCUACAUCAAUAGCCUCUAAAAUCAGAAAAAAACUUGACUCAAGUGAUGUCCACAGUGAUUCUAAAACUAAAAAAAUAAUACCUAAAGGAAAUGAAGAACAAUCCAUCAAGUUGUCUAAUGACCCAAAUAAAAGUCAAGUGAAACAAAUAAAGGAGUCUACUAGUGCUACGAAAGCUUUUGACUAUACCUUCUAUAACAGGCCAUGUGAGGACCUUGUAAAGGCCUUACUUGGUAAGAAAUUAGUACGUCAAUCUGAUAAAGGAGAGAGAAUAUGUGGUACCAUUGUUGAAACAGAAGCCUACCUUGGACAUCCAGACAAAGCAGCUCAUUCAUACAAAGGGAAGACAAAUAAAAAUGAAGCAAUGUUUAUGGAGCCUGGAACAGCUUACGUUUACCACAUUCAUAGCUACUGUUGUAUGAACAUAUCAAGUGAAGGGGAUGGUGCAGCUGUCCUUCUGAGAGCUUUGGAACCUGAAGAAAACAUUCUAAGUAUGAAUAAACUACGACAAAAAAGAACUCCUGGAAAAACUUUCAAGUCACAUGAACUUUGUAAUGGUCCAUCCAAACUGUGUCUAUCUCUGGAUGUCACUAAGGACCAAAUAAACAAAGAAGACAUGACAAAAUCAACAAAGAUAUGGUUAGAAGAUGGUGAUGAAAUAAAACCUGACAGAAUUAUUCAUUGUAAACGAAUAAAUAUUAAUUAUGCAGAAGAAUGGGUUGAUAAACCAUUGAGAUAUUACAUACAGGGUAAUAAAUGUGUUAGUAAAUUAGAUAAAGAGGCUGAAAAAGCAAUGUAACAUACAUAUUAUGUGAAAUUACAAGCAAAUCAGAACUAUUGUUGUAUUGUUUAGAAUUUCACUUAAACUAUUUAACAUAACUGUAUAUAUUUAUAAGAUAUCUUGUCAUCCUUUGCUCUAAUAUCAGUGGCUGUACUUCAUAGAUUUUAAACAGCAGAAUCGUCAGCAAUACAGGGAGACAGAAUCUUGUUCAAUGCCUAGAACAAACUGUAUGUAAUGUACAUGGAGAAAAAACAUAAGAAACAUUUUAGUUUGUAUUGAACUCAAUAUAUUAAUCAGCAAAAAACCCUCUCCCCCUAAGAUUUAAAAAAAAAAAAUUAAUAAUAAUAAUAAAAAAAAAAAAAUGCAGGAUGCUGUGAAUGAACAACAGUAUAUAAUCAUAACACAAUUUAUGUUUUUUUCUUCUUCUGAAAAUAGCAUAACACAUUUCAUUUUCAGCUUUUUACUGAAAUUAGCCAGCUGUAGCAUUUUUUAUGUAGAUAUUCAAUGCAUGAAUUUUAGUUCAACUAAAAGGGAUUGCCCUGGGUUUUUUUUUAAGGGAGAUAACUAUAAGUCAGUAAUGUGUUGUCUGUUAUCUAUGAUUUAUAUGUUGUAUGCCUAUAGUUGUUAUGAUUUUGGUAAAUAAAGAUUAUUAUUAUUAUUAUAUAUUUUACUUUGUUAAUAGAGCUGGUUGCCAAACAAUGUCUCUUCUUUGGGAGAUAAAUAAUAUUCAUAAGGACUUUUAAUUUGUUUCAAUAAUUGAAUCAUCAGCAGAGAAUGACAAAA